GCCGCACUCAAAUCCCACCUUGGGAUCCUCCCAGAUCCAUUCCCCUCCAACCAACGCCCGAGGCCGUGCCUCCUCUUCCCUCCUCUGCUCCAUCCCGAAUGGAUCGUGAGCACCGAGCGCCUCCCAGCCUCAUCCUCCCUGAUCCAAAAAUCCUCCCUCGUUCAACACCAGCCAACCCAAAUCCAUCCCCUCCUCGAUCUACCUCCCUGCCCGAGUUCCUCACCGGGCCCGCCGCUGCAAGUUCCUCGCCGCACCGGUCCUCUGUUUCGUUGGAGCAGAGACGAGGCGACCGCUUCAGCCCCUGGCCCCGCUUGAUGUGGAUCGAUCCGAGGCAGCAGCCUCUCGCCUGAGCCUCUCCUCCGUUCCCGUCGUUGUCGGCGACGAGCCGCAGCUCGCCGGGGCGCCCAAACGCCAUCAACAAUGAAGCCAGCAGGACCCGUCUCCUUCCCCCGUGUUUCUCCUUCCUCCCGUUUCUCUCUCCCUCUUCCCUCGCCUCACGUCUCUCCCUGUUGGCUGUCUAGGGAACAACCAUGGUCGCCCGAUGGAGCUCUGUGUCAAGCCAUGUCGCUGCCGCCAUCCUAGAGCUUCUCCGCGGCCGGUGCCCGUCUUCAGUGCCCUCCUCCCCCGCCCCAGAUCAGGCCGACCUCCGCCGCCCUUGCCCGUUCCCGGUCAGAUCCCCCCGGCAGGGCCCCGUCCCCACCUCCAGUGCCCCAAGUCCCGCGCCAAGUUGCCGUCCCCUUCCUCGCCUGAAGCCGCCAUCGCCGGCCUCUGCUUCCUCUGCAACGAGCAGGAGCACGCUCAUCAGGCGCCCGCCUCCUCUAUUCCCGCUCGUGUGGGCUACGAGCCUCUCCAAGGCUCAGCGGGCUCUGCCUGCUGCUGCCUCCACCGACUGGGCCUCAGCCCAUGUUCCGGUAAUGUUGUGAUUGUGAGGAUUCGUUCGAC
This is a messenger RNA of Triticum dicoccoides, 942 nucleotides long. Its product is annotated as vegetative cell wall protein gp1-like. Bases 531 to 923 code for a protein of 130 amino acids. Lineage: Eukaryota; Viridiplantae; Streptophyta; Magnoliopsida; Poales; Poaceae. The transcript has 2 exons. The record is from RefSeq and is a predicted model, not a curated record.